UGUUCGUAUCAGUAGACAAGCUGUACCGUGAGAGCCUCUGCCCUCUGCCAUUCUUUCGCGGGUUUCUCGGUGGUAAGAGUCGUCUGUCAGCAGGUGCAAGUGCGAAUCGCGUGACAAAGAUGUGGUCCUGGGUGCAGGAGGCAGCGAAAAUGAAUCCGUUCUCGUCGCCGUUCACGACGGCGAAGUGUCAGCCUCUGCAGGACGGCGCUCGGCCGCUCGUGCCGAACCGCAACAUCGCCGCUGCCGCCAUCCAGGAAGGUGAUAGCUGUGAAUUUGGAUCGAACCAUUAUUUCUUGCUAUGUGGUCUUGGUGGUAUCCUGUCCUGUGGUAUCACUCACACUGGCAUCACUCCCUUAGAUUUAGUCAAAUGUCGUAUCCAGGUGGACCCCCAAAAAUACAAAUCAGUCUUCAAUGGAUUCCGGGUGACUCACGCCGAAGAUGGUACUCGCGGAUUGGUAAGAGGCUGGGCACCCACCUUCUUUGGUUAUUCCAUCCAGGGAAUGUUUAAAUUUGGACUCUAUGAAGUCUUCAAAGUCUAUUACUCGGCGUUGGCUGGCGAGGAACUUUCUUACGAAUAUAGAACUAGUUUGUACUUGAUAUCGUCGGCUUCCGCGGAAUUCUUCGCAGACAUUGGUCUAGCGCCGUUCGAGGCUGCCAAGGUCAAAAUACAAACCACGCCGGGAUACGCCAGCACCCUACGAGAAGCCAUGCCAAAGAUGUACGCUGAAGAGGGUCUUAACAGUUUUUACAAGGGCCUGGUACCUUUGUGGCUCCGCCAGAUCCCAUACACGAUGAUGAAGUUCGCCUGUUUCGAGCGCACCGUCGAAGUUUUGUACAAGUAUGUGGUGCCUAAACCCAGGUCAGAGUGCUCCAAGGGCGAGCAACUGGUGGUCACCUUUGCGGCCGGAUAUAUCGCCGGUGUGUUCUGUGCCGUUGUGUCUCAUCCUGCCGACACGGUGGUGUCGAAAUUGAAUCAAGAAAAGGGAGCGAGCGCGUUUGACGUUCUGAAGAGACUCGGCCCCGCCGGUGUAUGGAAGGGUCUGGGACCGAGGAUCAUCAUGAUCGGUACGCUGACCGCGGCGCAAUGGUUCAUCUACGACGCCGUGAAGGUCUGGCUGCGCAUGCCGCGUCCGCCACCACCCGAGAUGCCCGAGUCCCUGAAGAAGAAGUACGGUGUGGCGUAAACACCGUAAAUAAAUGUUAUCGAUUCGAUUGUCGAUUAGAAAAAGAAACGUAUAAAGCAAUUUUUGACCUUCGCGCCGUACAUUGUUGAACAAUGUCCUAUCAUCUUUUUUUUUUCUUUUUUGAGUAUUUAUUCUGUGAGAAUUCACAUCAGCAUCAACAGGCGACACUGCCGCGGAAUUAGAGGAAACAAUUGUGACUUAUGAAUAGGAGAUAAUAGGAUGCUAAUUGCCGGCUCUAUAACUAUCAGACAUACAGUAAAUCUAACUCGUAACAGUGCCGGUUUACCCAGAGUAACCGUUCAGCUGUUACAUUGUACAUAGGGUGAUCACUUUAAAUAAACAAGUCGAUUGCUCGUUA
This is a messenger RNA of Ooceraea biroi (clonal raider ant), 1542 nucleotides long. RefSeq names its product Mitochondrial phosphate carrier protein 1 (gene Mpcp1). Gene Ontology annotation, biological process: mitochondrial phosphate ion transmembrane transport. Gene Ontology annotation, molecular function: phosphate transmembrane transporter activity. The record is from RefSeq and is a predicted model, not a curated record. Gene Ontology annotation, cellular component: mitochondrial inner membrane. NCBI's taxonomy places the organism in Eukaryota, Metazoa, Arthropoda, Insecta, Hymenoptera, Formicidae.